Molecule: messenger RNA, 3481 nt
Organism: Motacilla alba alba
Lineage: Eukaryota; Metazoa; Chordata; Aves; Passeriformes; Motacillidae
Product: zinc finger protein OZF-like
Exons: 4
Coding region: 823-1905 (360 amino acids)
Biological process (GO): negative regulation of transcription by RNA polymerase II; regulation of immune system process; regulation of cytokine production
Molecular function (GO): DNA-binding transcription repressor activity, RNA polymerase II-specific
Source: RefSeq, a predicted model, not a curated record
CUGGGGGUUGCAUCAGCCAACCCUGGCCCCUCCCAAAGUUGGUCAGUCAGCUCUUCUUUGCCAUUUACUAGUGGAGACUGCUUUCUUGUGACUUGAUUGGAGGUCAGAUGUUGCCAUGCCACACUCCCUAAGCAUCAAGCUUUUUCAUUCCCAACUGCCCCAUGCAAGGGAGACGUGCAUGUCUUCUUUCUACCUGUCUUAAACAGCAAUACAGAGGGGGAAAAGGGAACUAUGGGGAGAACAGAGGACAUCUAAACUAGAAUAACAUAACUAUACAUGACUAAAGCUUUCCUUAAUAUUUACACAAUGGUCAUCCUUUAAUUGCGAGAGCCAAUCAUCUCAUUAUCUACCUAUAACAGUGUUUUGGGGAAGGUUUUUUAUGUCAUAUAGUUUUUGGGGCUCAUUGUUUUGUUUUGUGUCUGGGGUGGUUGCUGCUCCAGGAGCAUUGCAAUGAGUGGGAGCCAGGUUGGGGUUUCCAGAAAGAGUUGGGGGCAGGGUGUGGGGCAGCCCCUUUCCUUCCUGGCCAGCUGUUGGAGUGGCCACACCGCUGGUGUUUCUGACCAGGGAUCCUGCUGCUUCUGUGGGUUCUGUCUGUUUCUUUUUGUUUCUUUUCCUUUGGCACUGUGACUGGGCUUGCUGGCUUGCUUCUCUGUUUCUCUGCUGCUUGGGAGCCCAGAGCCAGUGUGUGCUGUGCCAGGAGUGGGAACACCCCGUUCCCCACCGGGGGCUGCCUCCUCUGCACAAGUCUGGACCCCAGGACCAGCCAUUGCCGGAUUUCUCAUUCUCAAAGCUUGGCCAGAUGAGAAGGAGGCUGCGAGGAAGAUGCCCUGGGACCCCCCAGCAGACAAGGAGCAGAGGACGGAAACCAGGGAGGACAAAUCCCUACAGCAGGACCUUGUAGAAGAUGGCCUUUUCAGUGGCUCCACAGCACAGGAAUCCAACGGGAAGGAAAAGCCCCAGAGAUCCCACACAAGGAGGGGCUCCAAACCCAGCCCAGGGUGCUCUGAGGAGGAAAGACCUACCCUGUGCCAGGAAGGUGGACAGAGCUUCAGCCAGAGCUCAGACCUGGUGGUCCCUGAGCACCAUCAAAGUAGGGAGAAGUCAUACAAGUGUGGGGAAUGUGGGAGGAGCUUCAGUCACAGCUCCAACCUGAAAAAACACCAGAGGAUCCACACUGGGGAGAAGCCCUACAAGUGUGGGAAAUGUGGGAAGAGCUUCAGCCGUAGCAACAACCUGGCCCGUCACGAGAUGAUCCAUGAUAAUGAAAGGCUUUGCAAGCGCUCUGAAUGUGGGAAGAGCUUCAGAGAGACAUCCAAACGGAUCCAGCCCGAGAUAAACUGUGCUGGGGAACAGCCCUAUGUGUGUGAGGAAUGUGGGAAGAACUUCAGCCGGAGAUCCAACCUGGUCCGCCACAAGAGGAUCCACACUGGGGAGAGGCCCCACAAAUGUCCCAAAUGUGGGAAGAGCUUCAGCCAGAGCACCCACUUGGAUGUCCACCAGUGCACUGAUGCCAGGGAACAGCCCAACAAGUGUGAGAAAUGUGGGAAGAGCUUCAGGAAUAUUCACAACCACCUGUGUGUGGAAACCAGGGUAUGUGACAGCUACAAGUGCUGGGAAUGCGGGAAGAGCUUCAGCCAGAGGUCCCACCUGACAGUCCACAUGCGCACUCACACUAGGCAACAGCCCUACAGGUGUGAGGAAUGUGGGAAGAGCUUCAGCGAUCGCUCCAACCUGAACCACCACCGGAGGAUCCACACUGGGGUACGGCCCUACCUAUGUGAGGAAUGUGGGAAGAGGUUCUCCAGGGGGUCUCACUUGUCCGAGCACCGACAGAGGCACGGCCACGGUGGGCAAAGGCAGAGGCGGAAUCCAAAGGCUGAUGUCACCUUGGUAGCUGAAAGCUGAGACCUUUCUUCCAACCUUUAAAAUAUUAAUUAGGAAAACACUGGGUGAUUCAUCAGCUUCUAAGAAGGAUCUAUUGGAAUUUUGCAAAGUGUGGAGAAUAACAGAUAGUUUAGGAUGGUUUACUGAAUUAAAUUUAAAAAAUACCUUCUGUAUCCCUAUGAAUAAGAAAGGCCAAGGACUGAGCAAAGCAAAGAAGGUAAAAAUAUGGACUAAUUCUGAAUAUGCAUUUAAUGUUGUCAGUGAGGUCAUCUGGAAAAAAAGAGGAGUGGCAACUGUUCAAGGUCAUGGAAUUGAACACACAACACACUGAACAGAUCCAUGCACUGCUACAGAGUAUUUAAAAGUCUAGAGAAGCAGCCUUUAUGCAUUGCAAGAUUCAUCAAAAUGGGGAAGCAACUCAUGAAUUAGAGAAUCUUUUUGUUGAUAAAAUAGUAAAAGAAGCAAGAAAAGGCAUCUUAACAGUGGUGCCACAGAAGGAAAUCAAUUCCUCAAGGUUUGCCCCAAGAUGUGAUCAAAAGAACCAUCAGUUUUCUGGCACAAAGGUUGAAAUCAAGGAAAGUGAAUGGACUGUUACACCAGAGGGACAGACUGUAGUCCCACCUCAGCAAGAACAUAAAAAACACUUUGCAAGGGAACAAGAAACCUUUUGAAACAUCUGAAGAAAGCAGUAACAGAAAGGGAAAAAACUGAUAUUGUACAAUCUGUAACAAAUGUGAAAUCUUCUCUAGAACCCACCCAAACAUGAGCAAAAGAGUCGUGUUAGAAAUAACAGAGGCAGGGGAUUCUGCUGGACAUUGUUGGCAAGUAAAUUCUACUGAGUUACCACCCAAAAAGGAUACAGGUAUGUAUUAGUGUUAGGCGAUACCUUUAGUGGAUGGUCUGAGGCUUACCCCUGUCGCACCAACACAACAAAAGGAGGUGAUGGAUAUUUUACUAAAUCAUAUAAUUCCAGUGUUUGGGGUUCCUUUGGAGUUGGUCCCCCUGUGAUUGGAGAUGUUAGUCAAAUGUUGGGAAUUGUAUGGGAUCUAUAAAUUCUCUACACACCACAGAUAAAUGGUAAGACUGCAUGUGUGACUGGAAUGCUCAAAACAGAGAUUAAUAGAAUUUGUUGGAAACAUCCAUGACAUGAGUUCAAGUCUUACCCAUAGCCUUACUGAGAAUCCACAUACAACCAAAGUGUUGCAGUAAGGUAGAAAAAUUAUUUUAAAAGGCCUCAUAAAAUCAGGCCUGCUCUGUUAGAUCAGUGGCUGACUUUGUCAAACUAGAACUUUGCUAGCUAGUACAAGUUCCCAUGCGAAAGCAAUCCUGCUGUGAACAGUUCAUUAACAUAACAAUUUAUUCCUGGGUGAAAAACAACUAGCGCUUGCAUAAACAUUAAAUCUAUCCCAUGCGGACCAAUAAAGAAAAUAUGUAAACAAUUUAAGAGUAGAGAGAUUUGAUGGACAAGUAAAAUAUCUCUUACUAACCAAUAAAGUAAUUGGCAAGAAAGCUACUAACCAAUUGGAGUCACACACGAGGUCUGUAAAACUGUAUAACAACUAGUUACUUGAAUAAAGAAUAAGCUUUUCACCAUGAA